AAGUCCGCACUAUAAUCCAUGCAUUAUUAAAAAAAUGAUCUUUGUUACAAAUUGGGGAAACAUUAUUCUAAUCAUUAUAUUGUCCUUGCAAGUUAAAAAAAAAAAAAAACAGAGCUGGUCCACUCGUUUUAAACUCCCGGCGAUCGAUUUUCACGGCGAGAAAUGUCGUCGGCGAUUUGCUUUGCUUUACUCACCACCUUCACGAUCCUCUUGUCGUAUUCGAGCUUGUCUGAUGGAUUACAACCUCGUAGGAUUUCUCAUGGCUUGACGGAAAGUAGCAAGUACUUGACGAGGGAUGAGCUCUGGUUCAAUCAAACCCUAGAUCACUACUCUCCAUCUGAUCAUCGCAAAUUCAGACAGCGAUACUAUGAAUAUCUUGACCAUCUACGAGUUCCAGACGGACCUAUCUUUAUGAUGAUCUGUGGCGAAGGACCUUGCAAUGGAAUCCCCAAUGACUAUAUAACUGUGUUAGCAAAGAAGUUUGAUGCAGGCAUUGUUUCACUCGAGCAUCGUUACUACGGAAAGAGCUCACCGUUUAAGUCAUUAGCCACUGAGAAUCUCAAGUAUCUUUCAUCUAAACAGGCUCUUUUCGAUUUAGCUGCUUUCCGCCAAUAUUACCAGGACUCUUUGAAUGUUAAGUUUAAUAGAAGCGGCAAUGUUGAGAAUCCGUGGUUUUUCUUUGGAGCGUCUUAUUCUGGAGCUUUAAGUGCUUGGUUCCGGCUUAAGUUCCCUCAUUUGACCUGUGGAAGCCUUGCUAGUUCCGCAGUUGUUCGUGCUGUCUACGAAUUCCCUGAAUUUGAUCAACAGAUAGGUGAGUCAGCUGGACCGGAAUGUAAAGCUGCACUACAAGAGACUAAUAAACUCUUGGAACUAGGGCUUAAAGUGAAUAACAAGGCUGUGAAAGCUCUCUUCAAUGCCACCGAGCUUGACGUUGAUGCUGAUUUUUUGUACUUGAUAGCAGAUGCAGAAGUUAUGGCGAUCCAAUAUGGAAACCCAGAUAAACUAUGUGUACCACUCGUGGAAGCUCAUAAGAAUGGUGGUGAUUUAGUGGAAGCAUAUGCUAAAUAUGUUAGAGAGUUUUGUAUGGGAGUCUUCGGGCUGAGCUCUAAAACAUAUAGCCGGAAACAUCUGCUAGACACUGCGGUAACCCCAGAGAGUGCAGAUAGGCUUUGGUGGUUCCAAGUUUGCACUGAAGUGGCGUAUUUCCAAGUGGCACCUGCAAAUGAUAGCAUCCGGUCUCAUCAAAUCAAUACAGAGUAUCAUUUGGAUCUAUGCAAGAGUCUGUUUGGGAAAGGUGUUUACCCUGAAGUCGAUGCAACAAACCUGUACUAUGGAAGUGAUAGAAUUGCUGCGACCAAGAUUAUCUUCACAAAUGGGUCACAGGAUCCAUGGCGUCACGCAUCCAAACAGACCUCAUCUCCUGAACUGCCUUCUUACAUUGUGACUUGUCACAACUGUGGCCAUGGAAGUGAUCUCCGUGGAUGCCCUCAAUCUCCCAUGGUCAUUGAAGGUGAUUCCAAGAAUUGCAGUUCACCAGAUGCAGUGAACAAAGUAAGGCAACAUAUAGUAGAACACAUGGACUUGUGGCUCUCCGAGUGUCGUGGAGGGAUUAGGAGUUCCAUGUAAAGUCACACGAACUGCGGUUCUGCAGAUAAAUAAAACCAUUAGAUGUAUGUUCCAAACUUGUAUCUGUGUUACUCUGAUGUAUGUUUCGAACUUGUCGAUACGGACCUAAUACAGUAGUUUACACGAUUAGACGAUA
This is a messenger RNA of Arabidopsis lyrata subsp. lyrata, 1762 nucleotides long. RefSeq names its product probable serine protease EDA2. The record is from RefSeq and is a predicted model, not a curated record. Lineage: Eukaryota; Viridiplantae; Streptophyta; Magnoliopsida; Brassicales; Brassicaceae. Gene Ontology annotation, biological process: proteolysis. The transcript has 12 exons. The coding region runs from base 163 to 1626 and encodes 487 amino acids. Gene Ontology annotation, cellular component: vacuole. Gene Ontology annotation, molecular function: serine-type exopeptidase activity; dipeptidyl-peptidase activity.